AUGACCAGCAUAGCUAUGUCGGCAUUCAGAUCGUCCGCCAGGGCCUGCCGGACGAUUUCUAGGAAGACCCCAAGAUGUGCUCUGGUCCCUCCCCUUGCCAAAGACAAACUGGCGCUGUUCAAGAUGAAAGGUUUCUUCGAGGCCAAAGGGCAACCUCCUCCGGAUAGUAAAUCUUGCUUCGAAGGUGCCACACGCAAGGCACCUGAUUGUUGUCCUCUUCCUCCGUUGAUAGAGAAGAACAUUGUAGACGACUGCAGAGAGAAGUACAUCGAUCUGAAGAUAGUACCAGGAGCCAAGCGAAGGGAAGGAUCAUGCAUUGCGCAGUGUGUUUUUCACGACAUCAAAGCUUUCAAUGCAAGCAGUAAUACCCUGGACAAGGAGGCUGUGGAAAAAGUGAUUCUACAAACUGCUGGCAGCAACGAGGACAUCGGGUCAAUGUUGAGCAAAAUCAUCAGCGAUUGUCAUGGGCGGGUGACAAAGAAUCCCGUAUUUUUAAUACAACCAAUUUCGACAGUUCCCGGGAGAGCCGGUUGCAGUUUUCUACCGCAGGCACUGAUAAACUGUAUCAAAACCGAACUGUUUACGAAUUGUCCGUCCAGUCUUUGGUUCGGGGGACCAGAGUGUGAUAAGUUGAAACAGAAGCUUUCUGUGGGGUGUUCGUUCUCUUCCAUAGUUGGAUGAGAACGGGAGGGGGAAUUUAAAUUUGAAAUAUUUGAAAACGUG
Molecule: messenger RNA, 723 nt
Organism: Topomyia yanbarensis
Lineage: Eukaryota; Metazoa; Arthropoda; Insecta; Diptera; Culicidae
Product: general odorant-binding protein 67-like
Exons: 4
Coding region: 1-681 (226 amino acids)
Molecular function (GO): odorant binding
Source: RefSeq, a predicted model, not a curated record